This is a messenger RNA of Melozone crissalis (California towhee), 1539 nucleotides long. RefSeq names its product lateral signaling target protein 2 homolog. Gene Ontology annotation, molecular function: metal ion binding. Bases 16 to 1539 code for a protein of 507 amino acids. The transcript has 10 exons. Gene Ontology annotation, biological process: negative regulation of epidermal growth factor-activated receptor activity. Lineage: Eukaryota; Metazoa; Chordata; Aves; Passeriformes; Passerellidae. Gene Ontology annotation, cellular component: early endosome membrane. The record is from RefSeq and is a predicted model, not a curated record.
GUCCUGGAGCGCAUCAUGGACGAGUGCAUCCCCACGCAGCGCCACAGCCGGGACUACCUGGUCAAGUUCCCCGAGGAGCUCUUGGUGGACAACCUCGGGAACCACAUGCUGUUUGCUGCCGAGUGUCUCCUGGCUGGGACCUUCCUGGAGAUGGAGGAGUCAGACGGGGCCCAGCUGCGGCCCCAGGCCAGGAAUCUGCUCUGCAGCCUGGAGCUGGUCCGGACCGUGCUGCGGGAGCAGAGCCUGAGCCAGCCCAACUGCUACCCAGAGCCUGUCCGGGCUGUGCUCAUCCAAUUCGACCGGCUCUUUGCAGAGUUUGAGCUGAGCUACGUGUCCUCGCUGGUGGCAGUGAAGUCUCCUGAUGAGAUCUACAGGCAGCAGGAGAUCAUCGUGCUCUUCUGUGAGACCGUGGAGAGAGCCCUGCACCUGGGCUACCUGACCCAGGAGAUGAUCGAUGGCUAUGAGCCACUGCUGAUGUUCACCAUCCCUCGCCUGGCCAUUAUCAGUGGUCUCCUCAUCUACCCCGAGGGACCCCUCAGCCUGGAGCGGAGCCCUGAGGAGAUGUCCCGGGUCUUCAGCCCCUUCUACAACCUCCUGAAGAAGAUCAGGGACCUGUUGCGGGUGCUGUCAGCAGAGGAGCUCUGCGUGCUGGAGAGGAGCCUGUGCACAGCCGAACAGGAGGAGCCCUGCAGCCCAGAGGCGCCCCCAGCCUGGGGGGCAGCUGUGCCCAGUGUGGACCCUCCUGCUCCCUUCAGUCUUCUGGAGGUCCCUAAUGCCACCCAACCACUCCCCACCUGCACAACACAACUGGGACCCCCCAGUGCAGUGGGUGAUCUGGGCACCGACUGGCAGCAAGGGUGUGCAGAGGGCCAAGAUGACAAAUCCCUGUCCACUGGGACAGGUGUAUCUCACACCAUCCCUGGUGUAAUGGUCACCUCCCCCCUGCGCAGCCCCCAGACCCUGGGGAGCAGCCCAGGGGUGGGGGUCAGUGCCGCCCCCGGUGCCUGCUGCUCGGAGCUGCGCUCCCGCUACAGCAGCACCAAGGACAUGCUGCACACCCUCUUCGUCUGCAUCUCGGGGGUGGCCGACCAGCUCCAGACCAACUUUGCCAGUGACAUGCGAAGCAUCUUGAAAACGGUCUUCAAGAUCGUCUGCUCGCAGGCGGAGCCCUCAGAGGAGCAGAGUUACAACAAGGAGAAAGAUGGUAGCUCCCGUGUGACAGAUGCUCCUCGUGUGGCUGACUGCCCGCUGUGCUCCAGCCCUGCAGAGGCUGCCAGGCUCCGGAGGGCAGCAGGUGCCCAUCCCCUGCCCGAGUGGGUGCCCGACAGCACAUGCAGCCAGUGCUCUGCCUGCCGCUCGCCCUUCACGCUGCUGCGCCGCCGGCACCACUGCCGCAGCUGUGGGAGGAUCUUCUGUGCCCGCUGCUCACCGAACACCGCCGUGCUGCCCUGCUACAGCCAGAGCAAACCCGUCCGUGUCUGCACCCACUGCUACAGCACGCACCUCCCGCCCGUGUCCCGCUGUGCCCGGAGCCAGUGA